AUGGAGCAAGAGCUGUAUUACUUGAUUGCCAAGUUUCUGGCAGCAGGACCUUGUAAAGAUGCAGCACGCGUACUAGAGUAUGAAUUAAAUCAGCAUCGCGAACUGUUGCCGCAUACAAUCACAUAUGAAGGCAAACAGGUGCCCAUGACUUUAGAUCGACUUUCAAAAGAGUAUCCCGAUAUCAGGAAUCAUUAUCUACUGGACCUGUUAAGCAAUUUUCUAAGUCAUUUUAAAGAGACAGGCAAUCCUGCUGUUUUACGAGUGAAUGCACUAAGGCAUGGUGAUAAAUCAUUAUUUACCAUGCUCUCAGCCUUUGUACCUACAGAACAAGUACAAUGCUGUAACUACCUAACAAUGACACCCACACAGUUAAAUAAGCUACCUAUUCAUCGUAUGUUGAUUGCGAGAGAAAUGGGCGCCAAAGUCAUGAAGAGACUUGAUAUGCCUACAUCAUUAUCCACUUUUUAUAGAGAGCGUGUUACUAUUUCAGGUCACAGAAAUCCAGUCUAUUCAGUCGUGUUUGACAAGACAAAUCGAAGGUUAUUUACAGGCAGUGACGAUUUCCUUGUCAAAGUAUGGUGUGUAAGAACCGGUUGCUUAAUUCAUACGAUUCGAGGCCAUCAAAAUGCGAUUGCAGAUAUUGCAAUCAAUCAAGAAAAUACACUGAUUGCCACUGCUUCAACAGAUGGAUGUGUGCGUGUCUGGACUAUGGACGAAUACAAACCUAUUAUGUGCCUUAGACCCAAUGCCAAUACAGCAAGUAUCCUAGAUGUGCAUAUCAAACCAUUUACGACUGUUAAAUUCUCACCUUCACCUAGAGCAGAAACACGGUAUUUAAUGGCAACAAACGAGGAUGGGUUUGUUCGAUUAUGGCGAUGGGAUCGUGACACUUUACAGUUCUUUGAUAUCGAUACACCUAUCACUUUCAGCUGUCGAUUCAGAGCAAGGGAUCGUCUGAGAUGCUCUUCUUUCAAUUAUACAGGCACUAAAUUUGCAGUAGCAGGUGAUGAUGGAUUUGUCUAUGUAUUCUCUACUAUUCCUAUACAAACAACGCAUGAAGGCACUAUCAUAUCCAGUAACAGUCAUGUUGAUCCUUCAGACAAUAGACCUGGGAGAGGAAGAAAACGAUUUGCAAACGCACUCUUUCCAGACAAGAAUGGCCCACAAAAUUCGCAACCUGUGGUAACCAUUGGCACAUUAGAAGGACACAUGGGCAGUGUGACUGAUCUAGCAUACAGUCAUGAUGGUCAGCGUAUCUUAAGUGGAAGUCAGGAUGGCACAGCACGUAUUUGGAAGUUUGAUAAAGAUACAAAGCAAUGGCAUUCUAUUGUACUCGAUUUGAAGAUACCAUUACCCAAUACGCCUAUAGUCAGACCCUCUAUACCUAAUUCAACUGCUAUGAGUCGGUCUAAUUCGUAUUGUGAAUCGACAGCACAGAAAGAACAAAAAGAAGAACAACAAGAAGAAGAAGUGGGUACAUUGAUGCCUUCUUUAGAGAAUGACUCUAGUGUUACUUGUAUGGAUAUGGAUCCACCCAGUACGAUAGAACAUACUGAUCCUCCCAAAGUAUCCAUGAUUGCCUGGAGUGCAGAUGACCGAUGGUGUAUUAUUGCAUCUAACCAAGGUGAUAUUCGAGUCUAUUAUGCUUAUAAUGGCGAACCAGCCUGUGUGCUUAAGGGACAUGAAGGCGAGAUUUAUGCACUUGACAAUCACCCGCUUGACCCCAGUACUGUUUUAUCCGCAGGUUAUGAUGGGAAUGUGAUUUUGUGGGAUAUUCAGAAACAAAAAGUGAUUACAUGCACGAACCAUGUAGGCAGAACAUUCACAGACUGUAAAUUCUCUAAAGAUGCCAUGAAAUACGCUAUUACAGAUGAGGAAGGUCAUUGUACACUCUUCAGUAUUGGUGGACUAGAUAAGGAUUAUGAGCAAGUACGCAGUUGGGAACGAGGACAGUAUUUCAUGUCUGAUUAUCAAGCACUUCGACAUUUUGUGGAUGGUACUUUUGUAGAUGAGCCCACACAACAGAUGCCUUAUGCUAUGCCUUAUUCACCCAUCAUUGAUCUACAAGGUGUAGCCUAUCCCAACCAAAAGAAACUCGGGUAUGGUAGAAACAUCCCAACCACUUCCGAAACAUUUGAAUUAGAAGACAUGAAGCGAUCUGCUUGUUACAACCAAGAAGAAGAAGAGAUUCGUAAGAUCAAGGUGAUUGUCUUGCCUGCUCUUGAUCGAGCCACAGUGGCCAGGAGACGUCGAGAUUUUGUCAAGAACGAAGAUGAAGAUGAAGACAAUUUGGUCGCGAAUGCUAAUACACUCUUUCAGUUUCCUCCUCCUGUCUUGCCGGCUCUUUUGCCUGAUGAUUCAGAAGAUGAAGACUAUCAUGAUGAUGAGCAAGGAAAUGCAGCCUAUGUUUCAAGUGCAGCUAGUAGUGAUGAAGCUGGUUCAGAAGACUUUGUUGCUCGGGAUGAUGAAGAUGUUGAACCACAUAGUGACGAAGAUGGCGAUGAAGAAGGACCUGUCACACGCAGUCGAGCAGGUCAAUUACAUACACCUUUGCCUUUGAGAUCUUCUCGUACUAUCAAUACCACCAAUCGAGCCAGCAGUACAAGUAGACGCCGUGGUCGUGGUCGUGGAGGAAGAGCAGGCCCCGGAAGAGGCAGAGUGGGUCGUCCUGCUCGUAAGAGAACAAGAGAAAGAUCAGACGACGACGAGGAAGAGCAGCCAGUACGUGCUAGAGCAAGAAGGAGAAGGGUAGCUGAAAGACCAAGCUAUGUUGAAAGUGAUUUUGAAAGCGAACAGAGUGAGGACGAGCUUGUAGAUGUGUUACAGGUGUAUGAACCACAAGACGAUAGUUUUGAAGCAGGCCCUUCAACUAUAGCAACUAGACAGAACAACCAUGUAGAUACAGAAAAAACAAAAGAACCUGAAGACCGUAAAGGAAAGCGUAAAUUACGAUCAAGUACUUUUGAAGAACAACAACAACAACAACAACAACAACAACAAAAACAACAGCAACAGCAACAACAGCAACAACAACAACAGCAGCAGCAAACUCAUCUAUCCUCUGAAAGUAGUUCAGUCUAUAUGCCUUUCACAGCCAUACCUUCUGUAGGUAGAUUUACACGAAGUCGUUCUCAUUAUGCAGAAGCACCUAGUGUACCAUCUACUUCAAAGCCCUCAGCUCCUUCAAUUGCAUCCAAACAAUAUAAACGAAUAGGCAAACAGCGCGAUGUACCUCGAGAAUUAACCAAAGAAGAAAUCAAAGAGCACGAACCUAUUCCUUGGAUCACCACUACUGAGCGUUCAUUUACAAAAUACUUGCCACAAGUAGGGGAUAUUGUAGCUAUCUUGUCAGAAGGACACAAACAGUACUUGAGAGUAUCUGAAAUGAAGUCUUUAUUCGACGAAAAACAUGGUGUGAUAGACAAGCAUGAGCCUGUCUUGUUUUCCAAAAUAUUACAAAUUACCUGGCAAGUAGGUCCACCUGCUUUCUGUAAGCUCAAAUUAUCCAUGCUUCAAAUCAGCAAUUUACAACAAGUAAUUCAGCGUCAAAGAGAUCCUAUUUGGGCACCACUUGGCCGCGAAGAAUACAUUGAAUACACAGACGAAGAUGGCAGCCCUGAAUUUAUUAUCUUAUGGCAACGCUUUUUGGCUUCCAUGGAUGUCUUUCUCAGUUUGAAGCGAGGACAAAAAGUAGAUGCCAUGUAUGAUGAAGGUCAAUAUACGGGUACAAUUUCGCAUUUCAAUACGAAUGGGCUGGAAUGGAAGCAGGUUCAUUUGCGUAGUCCUUGGGCUUAUUAUCAUGUUAUUUGGGACGAUAUGAGUUCUGCACCUGAAGAUUUGUGUCCUUGGGAACUAGUACCCACCGGGCAAGACUUUAGAGCACGCUAUGAUGUUCAACCUAGCCUAAGACCCGAGCAGAUUCAACGUGCAAGAGAUGUGUUGGAUUGGUUAUCGAACACAGAAGACUUUUACUUGUAUGUGCAUCAAGUCAACUACUAUGAUUAUCCUGCUUAUUUGUCUAUGAUUUCUUAUCCUAUCUGUCUGGAUAUGGUACGAGAAAGACUCGAGAACAACUUUUAUCGAUCUCUUGAUGGCUUAAUUGAUGAUGUUGAGUUGAUUAAAAAGAAUGCAAUGCGUUAUAAUGCUGAUUCUUCUCCAGCAUAUAAAAAUGCUGGUCGAUUAGCCAACUUUUUCAAGACACGUAUUCAAAAGCCUUCUAUGCCAUUGUCUUUAUCUCGAGGAGGCGCAACUAGAAAGCGUAUCGUAAAAGAAGAUUCAGACGAUGAAUAUGAUAUUGAAGAAGCUCAAACUUAUGAAUCAGAAGACGAGCCUAUUCCUAAGAAAUCCUCUCGAGAUGAUAGAAAAGGCUAUCACACAGACGAUGAUGAUGAUUUAGAUGACUUUGUAAACGACAGUGAAGAGGAAGAGGAAGACGACUAUUCUGAUUAA
This is a messenger RNA of Gilbertella persicaria, 4449 nucleotides long. RefSeq lists its product as uncharacterized. Gene Ontology annotation, molecular function: protein binding. Bases 1 to 4449 code for a protein of 1482 amino acids. The record is from RefSeq and is a predicted model, not a curated record. NCBI's taxonomy places the organism in Eukaryota, Fungi, Mucoromycota, Mucoromycetes, Mucorales, Choanephoraceae. The transcript has 9 exons. Gene Ontology annotation, cellular component: nucleus. Gene Ontology annotation, biological process: regulation of transcription by RNA polymerase II; regulation of cell shape; cytoskeleton organization.